Molecule: messenger RNA, 3846 nt
Organism: Trichomycterus rosablanca
Lineage: Eukaryota; Metazoa; Chordata; Actinopteri; Siluriformes; Trichomycteridae
Gene: cdc14b
Product: cell division cycle 14B
Exons: 16
Coding region: 288-2024 (578 amino acids)
Biological process (GO): cilium assembly; microtubule cytoskeleton organization; positive regulation of cytokinesis
Cellular component (GO): nucleolus; centrosome; mitotic spindle
Molecular function (GO): protein serine/threonine phosphatase activity; protein tyrosine/serine/threonine phosphatase activity; protein tyrosine phosphatase activity
Source: RefSeq, a predicted model, not a curated record
AGUACACAAAAAACUACUCAAUUACAGUAACGCGAGUAAAUGUAAUUCGUUACUUUCCAACUCUGGUUUGUUUUGCGCUGUGUUGUGAGGCGGCGGUGAAGCGGAUGGCGCAAAUGACGUCACACCGAGGGGACUCAGAGAAACUUGCGCUAGACGCGUCGGUGAGAGAGACGGCCGGGGUGGGAGGAAGGAAAAGCCCCAUAACACAACAACAUGAGUGUGAUUCAGCGCUGAGAACCACAGCACCGAUAACAAUGUAGAUCAUCUCGGGCAGUGAUCGGUUCUGAAUGAGCGGAUAUUUAAUGCGGAGCGCUGAAAUGAAGCGGAAGCGGCAGCGGCGAGCUGAGCGCAGGAAGAGGCUCUGUACCGGGAAGAGGGAGGAGGAGGAGGAGCCGCAGGCUGAUGUUUACAUCGAAAUAACAGAUCAACUGUAUUUUGCCAUCCUAAAUCAGAAAAUCAGAAGCACACCUGAGAGACACUGUUUUUGCAUAGAUGACGAACUUGCAUAUGAAAACUUUUAUGCAGACUUUGGUCCCCUCAACCUGGCUAUGUUUUAUCGCUUCUGCUGCAAGCUCACCAAGAAGCUUAAGUGUCUUUCACAUGCCAAGAAGAAAAUUGUCUUUUACACGUGUGGGGACAAAAAGAAGCAAUCAAACGCUGCUUAUUUAAUAGGAUCUUAUGCUGUGAUGCAUCUUCAGAAAACCCCUGAAGAAGCGUAUAGUCUACUAGUGUCUAGAAAACCCACUUAUCUAUCAUUCAGAGAUGCUUCAUAUGGAACUUGCAUGUACAAUCUGAACAUCCUUGAUUGUUUACGUGCUGUGCACAAGGCUUUAAAGUUUGGCUGGUUGGAUUUCUCCAACUUUGAUGUGGAAGAAUAUGAGCAUUACGAGAGAGCUGAGAAUGGAGAUUUCAACUGGAUUAUUCCUGGAAAGUUUUUGGCAUUCAGUGGCCCACACCCCAAAAGCAAAAUUGAGAACGGUUAUCCACUCCACGCUCCUGAGGCCUACUUCUCAUAUUUCAAAAAACACAACAUCACCACGAUUGUCCGCCUCAACAAAAAGAUGUACGAUGCCAAGCGGUUCACAGAUAUGGGUUUUGACCACUGCGACCUCUUCUUCGUUGAUGGGAGCACGCCCAAUGAUACCAUCGUUAACAAGUUCAUAACCAUCUGUGAGAACGCCAGUGGUGCCAUAGCUGUUCACUGUAAAGCUGGGCUUGGUCGCACCGGUACGCUGAUAGGCUGCUACCUGAUGAAGCACUUUAAACUGACUGCUGCCGAGGCAAUCGCCUGGAUCAGAAUCUGCCGACCCGGAUCGGUGAUCGGACCUCAGCAGAGUUUUAUUGUGGAUAAACAGUCAAACCUAUGGGCGGAGGGUGAGCUGUACCGGCAGAAGCAGAGCGAGCAGGAAAACGGCUCAAACAAAGCGGCCGUCACGGGAAUACUGUCGGGUGUGGACGACAUCACAAUCAACGGGACCAACAAGAAAAAUGCAGCAAGAAAAAAAGGAAUGUAUAAUGAUGAGGAAGAGGAGUCCAGUGGCUUUACCCAAGGGGACAAACUAAGAGCAUUAAAGAGUAAACGCCAGUCCAGAGUUUCUACUGGCUCUUUAUCGAUCAUUCUUUCAAGUACUCAAAGCUGCAAAUCUGUAGAUACCACAGAUUCCUCUGAUGAUGUGGACGACAGGAAAAGAAGCAGAUCCACCCUUGGCACAAACCGAAGCAGCAGCCCGUUAUUACAUGCCAGACUCGCCCGUUCGUUAGGAAACGUAUCCGUAUUGGCCAGUGAACAGAAGCAUGAGUUGUGUGAAGUUAAUCCAGGCCCCAUGGCUACAGCUAUCAUGAGCAAGCGGUCAAACAUUAAACGAAUCAAAUCAACCAGCAGUGAGCCACUUGGUCUCUGCUCAACCAAGCCGUAUGGCCACAGCAUGAGUCUUCUAAACGUAAAGAGCCGUGUGCAGAAGAAAGAAAUCGAAAAGCACUUUGCAAUCAAUGCGCUUUACAAGACUAUGUCAUGCCAUCCCUAAAGCCAGAACACCUCUACUGCGAUAGAUGGAGGGUUUGUGUAGACUGACCGAGGGAGUAACUUUACAAAGUCUGCAUUGUUAUCAUUAUUAUUGUUGUUAUUCCAGUGAUUUAGUUCAAUAUACCACUAACAUAAAUACCUGUGUCGGUAACGUUUGUCUGCUUACCAAGAAAAGCCAGGAUCAAGUGAGCUCGAGUGCCAGAAUUACAUCUUUAUUCUGUUAAACAAGGAGUCUAAGAUUUGUAUUAUGUAUCUUGUCAUUGUUAUCAUUUUUGCUAUAAUUUGCUAAUCUGUGAACUGAUUCGGAGACUAAUGUGAAUCUGCUUUUGUUCAGCUGUGAGCUGUAUAUGAGGAAUAUUUGUGGAUUGAAAUUACUUGUACAUUUUUACCUGUAAAUACUGUGUAUAACUUCUUUUUUUUAUUUUAAGCUGUUCUGUCUAAACUUAUUUCCUGAACGCAUUUAAAUCAUGUGCUGAACAUUAUUUGGAAAUAGAAAAAAAAUAUUUUAUCUUGUGUUCUUACUAAUGAAAAUCCUAAUGUACUGUUAAUUGUGUUUUUUAUGAUGCUACCCAUAAUGGUCUGUUUUUCAUCAUGCUAAUAUUGGUACUAUAAAAAUAACUUGACUUAUUUUUUGAAAAUGUGCUGUUUUCUUUUCAUCUGAUCAGUGUUCAGAUCAUUGAAAUGCCACUCUGCUUUCAGUCUAAAAGUUGUGCUGACAGUGUUGUGCUUUACGAGUGUAUUUACUACGUAUCUUUGUUCCAUCUCCUAUAUUUUUAUAGUAGAAACAGACCAGGCAAGUCUCUCAUUAAACUGUAUUUCUUCAUCGUUUUCAUGAAUUAUUGAAGAUCGAGACCAAAAUGUCUGAAAUAACUUCAGUCCUUAACAAGAUUUGUAAACAGUUUUAUCUGAUUAACAUUAAAACCACCUCCUUGUUUCUACACUCACUGUCCAUUUUAUCAGCUCCACUUACCAUAUAGAAGCACUUUGUAGUUCUACAAUUACUGACUGUAGUCCAUCUGUUUAUCGACUUACUGUUUUUAACCAGCUUUCACCCUGUUCUUCAAUGUUCAGGACCACCACAGAGCAGGUAUUAUUUAGGUGGUGGAUCAUUCUCAGCACUGCAGUGACACUGACAUGGUGGUGGUGUGUUAGUGUGUGUUGUGCUGGUAUGAGUGGAUCAGACACAGCAGUGCUGCUGGAGUUUUAAAAUGCCAUGUCCACUCACUGUCCACUCUAUUAGACACUCCUACCUAGUUGGUCCACCUUGUAGAUGUAAAGUCAGAGACGGUCGCUCAUCUAUUGCUGCUGUUUGAGUCGUCAUCUUCUAGACCAGGGGUGUCAAACUCACGGCCCGCGGGCCAGAUCCGGCCCGCGAGAGGUUUAACGACUGUAUGAUUGUUGUGAUGGUUCGAGUCGUUACAGAGACGCGCUUAUAAUUUAAUGCGCUCCUCAAUAAUAAAUAAAUGCAAAUAAUUAUAUUGCAAUAUAAUACCCAAGCAUUGUCUGUAAGUAGUGGCGUUUAUAUUCUCAGUUGUUAGUAAAUGUUUAGUGAGUAUAUCACAGCGUUUUAGUUACAAAUUUACCGUAAUUAAAUACUGUUGUUACGUUACUAUAGCAAUUAGUAACUUUACACACAAUUUUAACUCCUUAUUUUACGUUUGGUUAAAUCUCAUAUUGUACCAGAUGUAACACUUGACUACAGCUGUGUGCUUUUUACUGUAUUAGGUUCUUUAUUGUUUUUAUUGUUUGUAUUUUUACUUCAUUUUGAUGCACACAGUGUAUCACACAGCUGGAAAGCAAAUAAACCGACUGUAUUCUGAAGA